AUGGCCGUGGCGGGCGGGGGGGCCGCCGCGGGCGGCGGGGAGAAGGGGCACACGAUCGGUCGGCGGAUCCUCGAGCAGAUUGAGGUCAGCGACGAGAGCGAUGAGGAGUUUGCCUACGAGGAGCUUCCAGAGGACCCGGAACUGCUGGACGACGACGACGAGACGCUCGACGACAUCAACAGGCUCCUCGCGGAGACGAAGCCGGCCCAGGAGGCCGAGUCCGGCGCGGGCGACGGGAGCUUCGCCAAGGUCCAGCAGCGGCCCCAGGUGGUCGACGACUUCAUCCGCAACUUCCUGAUCAAGCACAGCAUGCAGCGCUCCCUGGAGGUGUUUCAGACGGAGUGGUACGAGUUGCAGCAGAACGGGAGGCUGCGGGACGGUGCGAUGACCAGCGUGCCCGACUGCUUCAUGGAGAACCGAGGCCUCCUCGAAGAGGUGACCAUGCUGCGCCAGGAGGUGGAGAAGGCGCGGGCGGUGGCCGCGACCGCCAAGGACUCGUGGGACAAGUUCCGCAAGGAGCGCGACUUCCACAGGAUGCACCACCGUCGCGUGGUGCAGGAGAAGAACAAGCUCAUCGUUGACCUGAAGAGGUUGAAAAAGCAUUAUGAGCAGUACGAGCCCACGCUCACGGAGCUUCGGCACAAGUACGAGGUGGCAAUGAAGGAGAAGAUGUUGAUGAGACUUGAGCGCGAUCGAUUCGUGAGCAAGGCAGAGACGCUGCAGAAGCAGCUCAACCAGGAGGCUGCCGACCAGGACGACGAAAAGGCCUCGCGGGGCCCCGAGGGCGAGGCCACCAAGAGGGAGAAGAAGGCGGCAUGGCCGCCCGAGGACCGCAGCAACCCGUACGCUAACGCGAAUUUCGAUCCCAUUUCGGUGUCGGAGAUGAAGAAGGUGCAGACCUUCAAGGGCCAUUUGGGCCCAAUCUCGCGGAUAGCCUUCCACCCGAAGAUCCCCGUCGUUGCCACAGCCAGCGACGACCACACGUGGAAGAUGUGGUCGAUGCCCGACGGCCAGCUGGUCCUCAGUGGCGAGGGCCACACCGACUGGGUCAGCGGCAUCGCUUUCCAUCCGCGCGGUUCUGUUGUGGCGACGACGUCAGGCGACGCCAAGGUCAAGAUCUGGGACGUCUCCAAGGAGAAGUGCAAACACACGAUGACAGACCACUCCUCAGCGGUGUGGGCUUGCGCGUUCCACGACCUUGGGGACUUCUUGGUGACGUCUUCCAUGGACCAGACCACCAAAGCCUUUGACAUGAACACCAUGAAAUGUAGACAGACCUUUCGCGGCCACGUCGACUCGGUGAACUACGUCACCUUCCAGCCGUUCUCGAACAUCGUGCUUACGGCGUCAGGUGACAAGACAAUCUCCAUGUGGGACCUGCGCACGGGCCUCUGCAUCCAGACGUUCUAUGGCCACGCGAAUGCGUGCAACCAGGCGGCCUUUAACAUGCAGGGCGACACCAUCGCCUCGUGUGAUUCUGACGGUAUCGUCAAGCUCUGGGACGUGCGCAUGGUCUCCGAGUACCUGCAGAUAGACACGGGCCAGCACCCCGCCAACGCGGCCGCGUUUGACCGCAGCGGCCAGGUGCUCGCGAUCGCCUCGGGCGACGCCUCCGUGAAGACGUUCAACAUCGAGGAGCGCGCGUUCGUGGCCAACCUGGAGGGCCACGAGGACUCGGUGCAGGACGUCGCGUUCGAGCCCACGAGUAGCAAGUAUCUCGUGAGCACGAGCUCCGACGCGAGCCUCAUCCUGUGGCAGUGA
Messenger RNA from Prorocentrum cordatum, 1761 nucleotides. The record is from the annotation of a GenBank genome assembly. Lineage: Eukaryota; Dinophyceae; Prorocentrales; Prorocentraceae.